Molecule: messenger RNA, 1231 nt
Organism: Pogona vitticeps (central bearded dragon)
Lineage: Eukaryota; Metazoa; Chordata; Lepidosauria; Squamata; Agamidae
Source: RefSeq, a predicted model, not a curated record
GCUGGGAGCUACUAUCUAGUUGGAAUUUGACUUCCGCAAUCAAAGUAUUGCUGCACAGAAUUUUGCAACUUGACAGGUGAUCUGCGUCCCAACAUCCAAGAGAAGGGACUCAAACCUGUUUCCUUCUGAAUGUCCUUGGGAUUCUUUCUAUUAAGGGGGUAAUAGUCUCUUUGCGUGCAAUGUCAUACAAUGGGCAGGUGAAAAACAUAUGCUGUAUGGUCUUGAUCUCCUUCAGGUGGCAAGAACAUAACCUUUCAGCAAAAGGAGUAUUUUUAUAUUUUCCUUCUAGUACAGCAGAGGGGAGGAACAAACACCUUGCCAAGGAGACCGUGAACAAAGUGCUCCAGCUCCACUUCAAAGAUGACAAAACACGAGUCAAUGGUGAUGCCCUCCUGCUGAUGGCAGAAAUGCUCAAAGUGUUCGUCCGGGAGGCAGCAGCACGUGGAGCGCGGCAAGCUCAGAUGGAGGACCUGAACAAGGUGGAGGUGGAGCAUGUGGAAAAAGUCCUGCCACAGCUGCUUCUGGACUUCUAGAAACCCAGUGCUACAAAACCUGCCUUCAUGUUACCGGAGAAUCUUUCCUGACUUCUGGAGUAAACGUGGGCCAGAGACUUUAUACUGAAUCUGUUCCAAAGGGAUUGUGCUCUCUGGAUUUUUACACCAGUAGGCUCUGCUUCCUUCAGAGUUACCAACGUGUGCCAUCUCUCUAUUCCUCGGUGCCCACUGGCUGUCAAGCAUUGCCUGAAAGGGUGGCUGGCAUCUUCUUCAGCGAGAGACAGGCUGGAGCCCAUGGCACCAAGCCACCUGAGGCUGUGCCUUCUCCUGCUCAUUCCCAUUCACAGCCAGGCACAGCCUCUGCUUUUCUGAUGGGAGAAACAGGUGCCUUCCUGUAGAGGGGUGUGUGGAAAGAGUGAGUCUGCCUGGAGGCCUACCCUUCACCAUGGGCUCUCAUCACCUCAGCAAGCUUUUUAAAAGGCCAGCUCCAGGCCCGUCUGCCGUCUGAGCUCUUAAACAGGAGCCGAGAGCCAGGUCUAUGCCAACAGCAGGUACCUGAUCUUUAUUUUAUAAAUAAACAGUGCCUGUCCCUCAACCCUUUCCAGCAUUCCACUGGGGCCAUGACAUCAAAGAGUGCUUGGAACCUUUUAACCAUUUGAUAUUCCUCUCAGAAGCUGCUUCCCUCUGCUAUAAAUUUGUUCUCACAAAGAAACUUCAAUAAAUCAAAAAUAGCCUCC